UUUCAGGUUUGAUGUGCACAUCUUGCUCGUACACAAAUGUCACCGUCGUCGAGCGCUACUCUGUUAAAUAGGUGGUGGAGAGUGGAUGCUGAUGGGGGACGAAAAAGAGACCUGGAAAGUUAAAACUCUUGAUGAAAUACUCCUGGAGAAAAAGCGCAGAAAAGAAUUAGAAGAACGAACCGAUACCAAGUGCCAAAAAAAUUUUUCCCAGAACAGUGUUCCACAGGCGGAUGCUCGGGAAGCCAAGCGAGAGACCCCGGAGGAAGGAGAACUACGAGAUCAAAAGAUGGAAAUAACAAUUCGUAAUUCCCCCUACACCAGGGAAGACUCAACAGAGGACAGAGGAGAAGAAGAUGAUUCUCUAGCAAUUAAGCCUCCACAGCAGAUAACAAGGAAAGAGAAAUCUCACCACAGAAAAGAGGAGAAGAGAAAAGACAAAAGACGCCGUCGUAGUCACUCUGCUGAGGGAGCAGGGAAACAUGCACGGGUCAAAGAUAAAGAGACUAAAGAGAGGGAGCGCGAUCGGCGGAAGCGUCAGUGGGAAGAGGACAAAGCCCGGCAAGACUGGGAGCGACAGAAACGAAGGGAGCAAGCCAGAGCUCAUUCACGAAGAGAGAGACCCAGACUGGAUUCUCCUGGGUUUUUUUUGGACCACAGGGACCGGCUGGAACAGCAAGAGCGGCAGCGCGAGCGUGACCGGAAACUGCGUGAGCAGCAGAAAGAGCAACGGGAGCUGAAGGAUCGAGAGAGGCGAGCCGAAGAGCGACGCAAAGAGCGAGAGGCCCGGCGAGAUGUGCCAUCACACCAACGAAUGUUACCAGACGAGUAUGGUGAGAAGUCGAAACAAAGCCACCGCAGCCGCAGCCCUGUUCAUGUUCCCCGGGAUAGACCGGAACAGGGGGAACUACGAAAAAAUACAUUAAAGGAGGAGAAACCAGAGCUUGAAGACUUACUUGCAGAUCUUCAAGACAUCAGUGACAGCGAAAGGAAACCUAGCUCUGCUGAGUCUUCCCCAGCAUCAGGAUUUGCCUCUGAGGAGGAGGGGGAAGAGUCCAGCAGUCAGAGUGAUGAGGGUGAGGAAGGAGAAGAAGGAGAGGAGGAAGGAUCUGUCUCAGCGUCUGGUUCAGGGAGAUCUGAACAGAGUGCAGAGGAUGUGAGUGAGGAGGAUCAGUCAGAAGAGGAGUAUGAAGAGGAGCAGAAUGGAAAUCAUAUACCUUCAGUACCAGAGUCCCGUUUCGACCAUGAUACAGAGGAAAGUGGUGAGGACAUGGAGGAGGAGGAAGAUGAGGAAGAGGAGGAGGAUGAAGACGAAGACGCAGGGGAUGGUGACCCUACGCCUCAGUCUCAGAUACAUUCGCGUACACCCACUCCUGAAGGGAACUAUAUUCCUGACUCCCCUCCUAUUUCACCUGUGGAGCUGAAGAAGGAGCUGCCCAAAUACCUUCCUGCUUUACAGGGUUGUCGCAGUGUGGAGGAAUUCCAGUGUCUGAACCGAAUAGAGGAAGGAACAUAUGGUGUGGUGUACAGGGCCAAGGACAAAAAGACUGAUGAAAUUGUGGCCUUGAAAAGGCUAAAGAUGGAGAAGGAGAAGGAGGGCUUCCCCAUCACAUCUUUGAGAGAAAUCAAUACCAUAUUGAAAGCUCAACACCCCAACAUCGUCACAGUGAGGGAAAUAGUUGUUGGAAGCAACAUGGACAAGAUCUACAUUGUCAUGAACUAUGUUGAGCAUGACCUCAAGAGUCUGAUGGAAACCAUGAAGCAGCCUUUCCUGCCAGGUGAAGUCAAGACGCUGAUGAUUCAGCUGCUUCGAGGAGUGCGUCAUCUCCACGAUAACUGGAUUCUGCACCGUGAUCUGAAGACGUCCAACCUGCUGCUUAGUCAUAAGGGCAUCCUGAAGAUUGGUGAUUUUGGUCUUGCGCGUGAGUAUGGAUCACCCCUGAAGCCCUACACUCCUGUGGUUGUGACCUUGUGGUACAGAUCACCAGAGCUGCUGCUCGGAGCCAAGGAGUACUCCACAGCUGUCGACAUGUGGUCUGUGGGCUGCAUAUUUGGCGAGCUCCUCACCCAGAAACCUCUCUUCCCUGGAAAAUCUGAAAUUGACCAAAUUAAUAAAAUAUUCAAGGAUCUGGGGUCACCCAGUGAGAAAAUUUGGCCGGGCUACAACGAGCUGCCUGCGGUGAAGAAGAUGUCUUUCACAGAGUAUCCCUACAAUAACCUGCGAAAGCGCUUUGGUGCGCUGCUCUCAGACCAGGGAUUCGACUUAAUGAACAAAUUCCUUACUUACUGUCCCGCUAAGAGGAUCCUGUCUGACGAGGCACUCAAGCACGAGUACUUCCGUGAGACGCCGCUGCCCAUCGAACCAUCCAUGUUCCCAACCUGGCCGGCCAAGAGCGAGCAACAGAGGGUAAAGAGAGGUACCAGUCCUCGUCCACCCGAGGGAGGCCUGGGCUACAGUCAACUGGGGGAUGACGACCUAAAGGACACAGGCUUUCACCUGACCACCAGCAAUCAGGGAGCGUCUGCUGUCGGACCAGGAUUCAGCCUCAAAUUCUGAGUCUGAGUUUCAACGGAAAGAGCACGAAAUGCCUGCCUUUGGACUGAACUGUAAACAAGAUCAAUCUGUGAUCAAUUAGGACUAUUAACAAGGACUGUCUAACAGCAAGACUGGUGGCGCUGAUACGUUCCAUUUCCAACUCUUACGACGGCCCUUGCUACCAUAUCCAAUGUUGCAAUUUUAAGAGGUAGCUUUGUGCUUCUGUUUUGUCUUUUAUUUCCAUUUUUUGUACUUCAUGAUAGAGGUUCCAGUUUUAUAAAUGGUGAUUACAGAUGGUGAGCUACUGUGUCAUGAUACAACAUUAGCUUUUCCACCUACCACUAUUAUGACUAUUCGCUGAGAAGAUAAGGGCAUAUUUUUUGCUGGAAAUAAAGUUUGAAACUGUC
Dunckerocampus dactyliophorus (ringed pipefish) is the source of this 2940-nucleotide messenger RNA. It is a transcript of the gene cdk11b, whose product is annotated as cyclin-dependent kinase 11B. Gene Ontology annotation, biological process: regulation of mitotic cell cycle; protein phosphorylation. Gene Ontology annotation, cellular component: nucleus. NCBI's taxonomy places the organism in Eukaryota, Metazoa, Chordata, Actinopteri, Syngnathiformes, Syngnathidae. The record is from RefSeq and is a predicted model, not a curated record. The transcript has 20 exons. The coding region runs from base 86 to 2554 and encodes 822 amino acids. Gene Ontology annotation, molecular function: ATP binding; cyclin-dependent protein serine/threonine kinase activity.